AUGACAGACUUCAUUCUAAGCUUUUAUGAAGGCUUAAGUCCAACUGAUAGGUCAUGGGCAGAUGCAGCAAGCGGAGGAUCUUUCUUAGACAGGUCACCAGAAGAUGGGAUAGAUCUAAUAGAACGGAAGGCAGUAGAUAAUCAACAAUAUGGAACAAGAGAAAAUUCAUGUGGAAUUUGCAUUUCAACUGAUCACUACACUGAUGAAUGUCCUAGCUUGAUGGAAACUACUGUGGAAACCUCAUCCCAAGCUUUUGCUGCGAACACGUUUGGAGGAAAUAGACCAUACAAGAAUUAUCAUGAUUCAUCCUCCAAUAGGUAUCAACAGAACAUGCAACCUUAUGUUCCACUUCAACAAAGGCAACCUUAUGUUCCACCUCAACAAAGGCAUCAACCUCAGCCUGAAAUGUCACUUUUAAGAACGGGUAAGCAAGUACAAGGACCUGAAGUCCAAGAGGAUGAAGAUAAAAAGAAAGAAGAAGAACAAGUUGAUGACAAUGGAGGACCAAAUGAACCAUCACCUGAGACUACCACUGAAAAAUCCAGGUUAGUACCUCCUAACUCUUCUUCUAAAAAAUCUUCUUCAUCUUAUUCUCCACCUCCUCCAUAUCCCAAUCGGUUGAAGCUGAGAAACAAAAAAAUUGAGGAGUUAGACCAAGAGAUCUUGAAUAUUUUCAAAAAAGUGGAGAUCAACAUUCCCUUGCUAGAUGUUGUUAAGCAAAUCCCUAAAUACGCCAAGUUUUUAAAAGAAAUUUGCACAAAUAGAAGGCGUUUUAAGGAUAAAGAGGUUGUGAAUUUAGGAAGAAAUGUGUCAAGCUUGAUUAAGAAGAAUAUUGAAAUACCGCGAAAAUGCAAGGAUCCAGAGGAAGAGUUGGAGAAAGAGAAGGCCAAAAGAAAACCUAAAAGGUCAACUAUAGAUGAUGGUGUUAAAACUGCUGGAUGUCCACAAGCAUUUACUUACGAUGCAUUCCUUUCACCUGUUGGUUUGUCGACCGAGGAAGUGGGUGGAAUGAGGAACAAAGAAGGUGCAAUGUCGCCAAAUUCACCGGGUAGAAAGUCUGACAACCAAUCAUAG
Molecule: messenger RNA, 1074 nt
Organism: Vigna radiata var. radiata (mung bean)
Lineage: Eukaryota; Viridiplantae; Streptophyta; Magnoliopsida; Fabales; Fabaceae
Exons: 4
Coding region: 1-1074 (357 amino acids)
Source: RefSeq, a predicted model, not a curated record